GUCGAUCUAGUUGUCAAAAUGCUCAAGAAUUUUCAGCAGGGCGACUAUUGCGCCUACGAACGGCACGGGCUGUGGUACAUCGGGCUAGGCAGCCGCUCCUCUCUAUCGGUCAACCCAACGGGCAGUACGGCAACAAUAGUCUCUGGUGGGACCACAACCGCUACAACCAUCGCCUGCCCCAUCAGCCACGUUGCCCGGGAUUUUGUUCGAGACUACGGACGUGAGGAUGGCAAGGCAUUUGGCUACGCGAGUUUCAAUUAUGCAGCUCACUGUCGAGGACAGACCUUCAAAAUUGGAACGUGGCCACUGCUAGCUCUCUUCAUUCCUGCAAUUGAGAUCUGCAUUGGACCAGAACAAAUCACGAUCAAGGGAGACGACGUUUUGGAGAUCCAAGCACUGGUUGAAGUUCUUCGACAUCCUUCAAUACCGACUGCUCCAGGUCAACCCAUGGAGAUCGAUGUCACCCAAAAUGCGGACGAGUACGUCAACAGGGUUGCCAAUGCACUCUCAGAGAUUGGCGUUGGACUGUAUCAGAAGGUGAUACCAUCCCGAGCCGUAGCUGUGUCUGAUAAGAUCGACAUCCUCGGCACAAUGCAGCUAGGCAGAUCGUUCAACAACCCUGCUAGGUCGUUUGCCAUCAGCCACGAAGGCCACCAAGCUGCCGGGUUCAGCCCAGAGCUAGUGAUGCUCGCGGAAAACGGAAGGCUUACCACUGAGCCACUGGCAGGCACUCGCUCCAGGGAAGGUGACACCGCGGAAAUAGAAAGGCUUCGUCAGGAGCUUCUCAGUGACCCCAAAGAAGUGGUCGAGCACGCCAUAUCUGUGCGAGAGGCUGUAGAGGAGCUACAGCGAGUGUGCCUCCACGACACGGUCGUCGUCGAGGAUUUUAUGACGGUCCGGCCCAGAGGUAGCGUGCAACACCUGGGUUCGCGGGUCGCUGGUAACCUAGCUCCUGGCAAAGACACUUGGGAUGCUUUCAACGUCUUGUUUCCGUCAAUCACCGCGUCAGGCAUCCCAAAAAACGCGGCCUUGGAAGCGAUACAGCGCCUCGAAGAGCAGCCGCGCGAGCUGUACUCCGGCGCCGUUCUGCUGGUGGAUGGCCCUGAAUUCCUGGAGGCAGCUCUGGUUCUUCGUACAGUAUUCCAAGACAGCUCCCGCCAGUGGCUACAAGCUGGAGCUGGUGUCAUCUCUCAAUCAAACCCCGAGAGGGAGUUCACUGAGACACGAGAAAAGCUUGCGAGCAUUGCCCCAUUCGUGGUUACGAGC
Microdochium trichocladiopsis is the source of this 1266-nucleotide messenger RNA. RefSeq names its product putative salicylate synthetase. NCBI's taxonomy places the organism in Eukaryota, Fungi, Ascomycota, Sordariomycetes, Xylariales, Microdochiaceae. The record is from RefSeq and is a predicted model, not a curated record. The annotation marks the transcript as partial. Gene Ontology annotation, molecular function: isochorismate synthase activity; oxo-acid-lyase activity. Gene Ontology annotation, biological process: L-tryptophan biosynthetic process. The transcript has a single exon.